CACAUGCCACCGGCAUCCUUGGCUCUCCGCACGCCGGUGUGCGUCUUGCUGGGUAUGGGGGGCUCAGCGCAGCCGGCUUUGCCUGCAGACACCGCUCCCCUCUUCCUUAUAUAGGCGUCUUGCCUUACUGCGGCUGUCGGCGCUGGCAGAGAGAGAGACGGGAGCCAAGGGAGCCGCCCGGAGCCGCCGGUCCCCCUUUGUCGCCUGGCUUUAUUUGGAGGGUCCCGGAAGCGUCUCUUGUCCCCUUUGACUGACAGCCGCCCUGCGAGCAGAGACCGCUCCGUCUUCGGGCUGGAGACUUGGCGGAUAGAAAGCACUCAGUAAAAUAAGGAAAGGAGAAAUCACAGGUUGUCCACCGCGGCGUGGGGAAUGGAAGCGCUGGUGGAGCGUCUGGAACGAGCCGUGGUUCGUCUGGAGGCCGUGUCUGCCAGAGGCGUGGCGGACUGCGGCAUCAACGGCAUCAACGGAGGCCUGGCGCCGUGCGUGGACGCCUAUGACCUGCUGCUCUCCGGCCCCGUUUGUGAGUACCUGGAGAUCAGCCGAGCCAUCGGAGACGACGUCGCCCAGCAUGCGGAGAUGGUGAGCCGCGCUCUGCAGGUGCAGAGGAACUUCCUGAAGAUCAGCAGCACACAUCAGGAGCCUGCUCAGUCAGAGCUCAUGGACCUACUGAAGCCCAUAUCAGACAACAUCCAGGAGAUCCAGAACUUCCGUGAGAAGAACCGCGGCAGCAGCAUGUUCAACCACCUGUCGGCGGUCAGCGAGAGCAUCCCAGCCUUGGGCUGGGUGGCAGUGGGACAGAAGCCAGGACCCUAUGUGAAGGAGAUGACCGAUGCAGCCACUUUCUACACCAACAGGGUCCUCAAGAGCUAUAAGGAUUCGGACAAGCGGCACGUGGACUGGGUGCGGUCAUACCUGAGCAUCUGGACCGAGCUGCAGAGCUACAUUAAGCAGCACUACACCACGGGCCUGGUCUGGAGUAAGAACGAUCCGACUGCCCCCUCCUCUGUCCCGCCUGCCCCCCUUGAGGGUCCCUGUCCGCCUCCUCCUCCACCACCCCCCCCUCCUGGACCUCCCCCAGUCUUCACGGACGCGGGGCCCAAAGCGGAUGACCCGGCAGCCUUGCAUUCAGCCCUGUUUGCACAGCUCAACCAGGGGGAAGCCAUCACUAAAGGCUUAAAGCACAUCUCCGACAGCCAGAAGACCCACAAGAACCCAGGCCUGCGCUCCCAGGGCGCAGUUCCGGCCACCUCUCCAACCAAGACCCGGGUUCCUGGCUUGGCUGGCCCCCAGGUGGCCCCCCAGCAAACACACUGCCCAGUACUGGAGCUGGAGGGAAAGAAGUGGAGAGUGGAGCACCAGAACCAGGCCCACGACCUGGUGAUCUCAGACACCGAGCUCCGACAGGUGGUGUACAUCUUCAGCUGCAGCAACUCCACGCUGCAGGUCAAGGGGAAGGUCAACUCCAUCAUUGUGGAUAACUGCAGAAAGCUCGGCUUGGUGUUUGACAACGUGGUCGGCAUCGCUGAGGUCAUCAAUUCCAGAGACAUCCAGCUACAGGUGAUGGGCAAAGUACCCACCAUAUCCAUCAACAAGACAGAGGGCUGCCAGGUGUACCUGAGCACGGACGCGCUGGACUGCGAGAUCGUCAGUGCCAAAAGCUCCGAGAUGAACAUCCUGAUCCCACAGGGAGAGGACUAUAAAGAGUUUCCGGUUCCGGAGCAGUUCAAGACGAUCUGGAAUGGAUCCAAGCUGGUGACGGAGCCCACCGAGAUUGCCGGCUGAUCAGCGCUUCAUUGCUUCUCGCUCAUCCUCCUGUUCCUCACUGUCAGACGUGUCUCUUUUCUGUUAAAGAACUGUGAAAAAAAAAGAAAAAAAAAAACAACUAGCUGACUAGUUAGGCAGGCAUGAGACUAGUGACUCACACGACCCGGCGAUGCAGUAGCCGAACGCUCCAUCCGCGAGAUUCCAUACUACGUUAGUGCUUUGUGGCAUCUGUUGGCGAUGGAAUGACUUUAAUGUUAAAUUUAUGCCUCCUUCUGAAACCCCAAAGACCCUAUCACGUAUAUUUGAUACCAGUGAAACCAAACUUCUAGACACAAGCAGAAACAGCCAGUCGUUUCCCAACUUAAAAUGAAAAUAGGAACCCAUGAGAUUUUAAGGUGUGCUCUGUUGCAUUUAAUUAGCUCACUUGUAGCUCUCCCUCAAUGCUUGUUGAAGCCAGUUAUUGCUUUUGACAAGAGCUUUGAUACAUAUUGAUAUCAAGCUGCUGGACUUGCAUUAACCACCCCCCACCACCACUAUAUCCACUGAAUAUAUAUUGCAUCCUCGUGCCAUAGAUUUUUGCUUUGUGUAGUCCAUUGUGCAUUAUUAAAAUGCACAGAGGAAAAGGGAGGUUAGGUUACAGAAAAACAGAGGCAGCCUGUCAUUUUUGGUAAGGAGGGUGUUUUUUGACAGAUUCAGAUCGAUUUGUACUGAGAGUCACGUUGUGUGACACUUAAGAGAAGGGGAGAGUAAAACGUCAAACAGAUUUUGUCUGAGGGUUUUGACUGCAGGAAUUUGUACCUCAUUCAUUACAGCUAGAAGAAACACAAUGGAAAGAUUACUAAAAGAAGAGAUUUUAUCCAGCUGGAGCGACCAAAGUGUACGGAACUAAAACCUCAUUGCUGUCUUGCUUUAUUUAAAUUCAGGAGAAAGUUUAAGGUAAUUUCAUUGCUUUUGAGACAAGCUGAUCACUGAUCAGAAUAUUAUUAUUUACUUAAACAGGAAUUAUUAAUUCAGGUUUCCUGCAAUAACGUUUUGACAAUCACAGUUAGAUCUAGCAACAAGACACAGUUGCCAAGCUACUAUAUUAGUUCUAUUUCAGUUGUAAUUCAGCUAGCAUUUGUGUAUUAUAUCAGUAUGCUGAUGAGCUAAAACACUUCACUGAGCAGUUUCCUUCCAUUGCCUCAAACCUUCUGUAGUGUAAAGAAACAACAGACCAGUGACUGUAAGGCAGUUCAUAGUAGUUGUCAGAUCUGUCAUUCCCCACAAUUACCCAGUCCUUUGCUGUCCAUGUGACAGGUUUUUGAAAUAAAAACGUUUCAGUUCAAAUA
Paramormyrops kingsleyae is the source of this 3092-nucleotide messenger RNA. It is a transcript of the gene rbm24a, whose product is annotated as RNA binding motif protein 24a. Gene Ontology annotation, cellular component: cytoplasm; cytosol; nucleus. The record is from RefSeq and is a predicted model, not a curated record. NCBI's taxonomy places the organism in Eukaryota, Metazoa, Chordata, Actinopteri, Osteoglossiformes, Mormyridae. Gene Ontology annotation, biological process: actin filament organization; cytoskeleton organization; cell morphogenesis. Gene Ontology annotation, molecular function: mRNA 3'-UTR binding; actin binding; adenylate cyclase binding.